Messenger RNA from Venturia canescens, 1373 nucleotides. RefSeq names its product apolipoprotein D-like. NCBI's taxonomy places the organism in Eukaryota, Metazoa, Arthropoda, Insecta, Hymenoptera, Ichneumonidae. Gene Ontology annotation, cellular component: cytoplasm. The record is from RefSeq and is a predicted model, not a curated record. Gene Ontology annotation, molecular function: lipid binding. The coding region runs from base 16 to 981 and encodes 321 amino acids. Gene Ontology annotation, biological process: tissue regeneration; response to reactive oxygen species; brain development. The transcript has 5 exons.
AAUCAUAUAAUUGUGAUGUAUGAGUUUGAAGUGGGGGGAAACCCUCGUUUAUAUUUAAGAGAAGGGAGCCUGCUCUACGGAUCAGUUGAUCGUGCGAAGACGAGAGUGUUACAGAGAAAACAGAUUCACCGUGCUACCCCAAAUAUGAUUUUUUCGGUUUUCUGCGGCAUCUUAGCCGGCUGCUUGGCCUUCGCGAAUGCUCAUUCGUAUCACAUGGGCGCUUGUCCCAUCGUCGAACCCAUGCAAGGUUUUCAAAUGAGCAGGUUUCUAGGAUCCUGGUACGUUAUCCAAAAAACUUCGACGGCGAGCAAGUGCGUGAGUUACAAUUACACUCGGGGUGAGGAGCCUGGCGAAUUUCUCAUCUCGCAAGUCUCGAACCAUCCAAUUUUGGGCCUGACACCUGUGGAUCACGAGUACCACUACACCGGAGAACUGACCGUACCAGAACCGAGUACACCGGGUCGCAUGCAAGUUCGAUUCCCUCUGAGUGUCGCUGGAAGCGCAUCGCACGUUGUAUUCGCCACGGAUUACGAUAAUUUCGGUGCGAUAUUCACCUGUCAAAAAAUAGCGUUUGCGCAUCGUCAGAGCGCGACAAUACUGUCGCGUCAUCGCGAGCUCGAAAAAUCAAAGGUCGAUUCGAUCAGACGAGCACUGAGUAAUUUUGGAGUCGAUCCGUAUGAGCUCAGCAUCGUGCCACAAACCGGAUGUCAAACCGGCGAUAAUCCCGUCAAUAUAAACAUCGAUCCGAACACAUUCAGCUCCGAGAGCAUCGGUGGCUUCGUGCGCAAAGCCGGCGAAAAAAUUGGCGACGGUGUCGAAUGGGUCGCUAACGCCGGGAGCAAAGUUUAUCACAAAAUCACCGGAACCGAAGAAUCUCCGAAACCGGCAACCCCCAGAACCACCACCACCGCCACCGUUCAACCUCCGAAUUUUUCGAACGUCGCUAAAAUUGAGACCAACGAUGUCGAAUGGAUUCCCUAAAUCUAGCAUGCGCCAACGUCUCUCAAUCAUCCACGAAAUACGUGCCAAUUUUUCGUCCGUUUCUUCCUCGAAUUUAACUCCUUUAGAUAACACGAUUGCAUUCUUUGCGAUUUACAAAAAAUUACUCUACGUCGCAUCACGAAAUUCAGCAGCUUCGUAGUAAAUCAUGUUUUGUUCUACAACAUUUUUCCACAAUCUUCCGAUCAAGCCCAAGAGCGUUGAAACUUUCUAUAAAAAGAGAAGAAUUGCGAACGGGUUAAAUACCUUGAAAUUCUAAUUGACAAGAUUUUUUUUUUAACCAUCCAAACGACUGAACUGUUUUUGCAUGAAAAAAUACUUGACUAAAGAAAAAUUGGAACUUGGAAAUAAAGAUUCACAUUUUUGGAAAAAAA